This is a messenger RNA of Oldenlandia corymbosa var. corymbosa, 809 nucleotides long. Lineage: Eukaryota; Viridiplantae; Streptophyta; Magnoliopsida; Gentianales; Rubiaceae. The record is from the annotation of a GenBank genome assembly.
AUGGUGACGAAACAGCGGCGGCUACGAUCGGAACAUCAAGAUUACGAUGAAGAAAUAGUAGUUGACGAUGAUGGGUUUUGGAGAUAUGGUCUAAAAGUGAUGAAAGAUGAUCCAGCUGAAAAGCUGGUAAGCUCCUCAGAAAACAGAUGCAGAGAAAGAUCCAUUUCGCAGGCAAGUGUAUCGGAUCUCCUUGAUUUCAUAAGUCUUGAUCAAGAUUCGAGAACUGCAGAGCACAGAGAAAAAGACAUGUUAAGGCAACCUGUCAUUCAAUAUGUUCUUUAUCUCACCUAUGAGGUGUUAUCUGUGAGUGAUAAGCUUCAACAAGGACAAAAUGAUGAUAGACAAAGUGAUGAAUCCUCAACGGGUGAUGACAUGGAUACCAGUCUACCUACAGCUGAAACCGAAAAGUUGAAAACUAAGUCAGAAAUGAUGAUAGACAAAAUGACCGAUCCUCAAUAGGUGAUGACACGGAUACCAGUCUACCUGCAGCUGAAACCGAAAAAGUGGAAACUAAUGGAGUAUUGGUACACAUCCUAGAAACCAAGGUCAUUGAUAGGCUUGCCAGCAAUCCUCCAAUUUCUUAAGAGAUUGUCCAAGAGAUAACUCAGAUAAGCUUAGAUGAACUCUAACAAGAAGCUAAUUCAAGAAGGACGCAAGGCAGCAGUGUAUAAAGGUAUUCCUUUUCCAAUGGUACUGUACCCGAAUUUGUCAAUCAUGGCAGAUCUGAAAUUAGGACUUCAUUGUUUUUAACUUUGAUGCUAUAUGUAAUUCUGUAAUUACAUGAUUGGCCUUUUCUUUUAUAACAAUCA